CGCCCGGAAGUUGCGCGCACGCGCUGGUAGGUGGGGGAAGGUGUGCGCGCUCCCGGUGUGCGUGGCGGGCGCGGGCGCGGGCACGGGCACGGGCCGGGCUGGUGCUGAUCAAAGACUGAACCGCAAUCGCAGGCGCUUAAACUAAACAGCAUAUACAAAUGGAUGUCCAGAAGGAUUUGCAGCCUCCAAAGCAACAACCCAUGGUCUAUAUUUGCGGAGAAUGUCACACUGAAAAUGAAAUUAAAGCUAGAGAUCCAAUCCGAUGCAGAGAAUGUGGUUACAGAAUAAUGUACAAGAAGAGAACAAAAAGAUUGGUUGUUUUUGAUGCCCGAUGAAAUUCAACGUUUUUAAAUUUGCAUUUUGGAAAGCAUUCAACAAUUCACAAGUUUCACAUAGCAGUUCUUGUUUCUUUACAAAUCUUUUUUUCAAAAUUUUAGAAGAGAGGCUGUUUCCUUAAGUAUUCAUUCAAUGCUUCAUAUUGUGCAGUAUUUUUGUUUGAUAAAAAUAAAUAUUUAAUUGUACUAAUAA
Messenger RNA from Leucoraja erinaceus (little skate), 528 nucleotides. It is a transcript of the gene polr2k, whose product is annotated as RNA polymerase II, I and III subunit K. The record is from RefSeq and is a predicted model, not a curated record. Gene Ontology annotation, cellular component: RNA polymerase I complex; RNA polymerase II, core complex; RNA polymerase III complex. Gene Ontology annotation, biological process: DNA-templated transcription. NCBI's taxonomy places the organism in Eukaryota, Metazoa, Chordata, Chondrichthyes, Rajiformes, Rajidae. The transcript is spliced from 4 exons. Gene Ontology annotation, molecular function: DNA binding; DNA-directed RNA polymerase activity; zinc ion binding. The coding region runs from base 159 to 335 and encodes 58 amino acids.